AUGAAGUUUUCUACUAUCGCCAUUGCAAUCUUUGCUACUUAUUCUUUUGCUGCUCCAGUUGCUGAAGCCAAUGCCAAUGCCAACGCUGAAGCCCUUGCUGCUCCUAUUGCAUUUGCUGCCGCCAACGCUGAGCCUGGUAAGAAAAAGAAGUGGAAAAAGAUGAUGUUUGGUCUCACCGGAGGAAAUGCUGGUACUACUACUACAACAACAACUACUGGUGCCGUUGGCGGGGCUGGUGGUGCAGGUGGUGCCGGCGGUGCCGGCGGUGCAGGUGGUGCUGGCGGUGCAGGUGCAGGUGGUUCGACUUCUAGCAAUAACAAUAACAGCAAUGCUGGAAAUAACAAUAACGUUAAUAACAAUACAAACAACAAUAACAACGGAAGCUCCAAUGGCAGCAGCAACAGCAAUCUGGUCUCUAUCUUUGUUGCUCCUGGUGGUCUUUUGUCACCUAACAACUCUGUCAGUGGAUCUAUUCCCUUCACAGGAACCCUGAUCAACGGCGUUUUGUACGGUAACUCUCCCAGUAUUGGUGGCCUGGGCAAUGUCAUUAUCAACAAUUUUGGUCAGCUUCAAGUUGUUCAGACAGCUGGUGCAGGAACUGUUCCUACUUGGGUUAUUCAGAAUGGUGGAAUUCUUCCCAAUGGCCAGAACCUGACUUCUUGCCCUGAUACUCAAGGAAAUGUUUUCCUUUACUGUUCCAACACUUGCCCUGACGGGUCUGCUGCAAGACCUUUUGACUUGGCAGCAGACUACUCUUCUUCUCCCCUAUAA
Magnusiomyces paraingens is the source of this 771-nucleotide messenger RNA. RefSeq lists its product as uncharacterized. Bases 1 to 771 code for a protein of 256 amino acids. The transcript has a single exon. The record is from RefSeq and is a predicted model, not a curated record. Lineage: Eukaryota; Fungi; Ascomycota; Dipodascomycetes; Dipodascales; Dipodascaceae.